This is a messenger RNA of Hippopotamus amphibius kiboko, 10435 nucleotides long. RefSeq names its product NEDD4 binding protein 2 (gene N4BP2). The record is from RefSeq and is a predicted model, not a curated record. The transcript is spliced from 22 exons. Bases 539 to 5836 code for a protein of 1765 amino acids. Gene Ontology annotation, molecular function: ubiquitin binding. Lineage: Eukaryota; Metazoa; Chordata; Mammalia; Artiodactyla; Hippopotamidae.
AUCAAGAAGCGCCGCUUGCCUGGAGACUGGAUAACUCAGAAAAGGUAUUUUAUUAAUGGGAAAGAGAUGCCCUGUAUUAUGGACCUGAGUAUUCCAGGUACUGAAAUGUAGUAAGAAGACAUUAUGUUGGAUAACAGGAAGAACUAUAGAGUUUGCAGGUGUCAACUGUGGCCUUAAUAGACACAUUGAUAGCAUCAAUGCCAGACAGAUGAAAUUUAUUUCUGGAUAUUUUUCCAUAAAGGUUCUUCAUUUGAGAACCAGCCCUUUCACAUUUCUCCAUAAUAUAUCAAAACUUCUUACCCAUCCUUAUUUCCCAUAUCCUUUUAGAAUACUUAGGUCAGGCACAUGUGGCUGGUGGCUGUCAUAUUGACAUUGCAGUCCUGGAAGAUGGAGAGAGCUAUGACACAAUAAAUUUAAUUAAAAGGUCCUAUUACUGCUGGAUUGUGCAAGAUAUUUAACCCUAUUUUCUUUGAGUUAUGACUUAAAUAUCAAACAUCUUAAAUAAGAAAAGGGAAACAUUUUAGUUUUGGAAGUCAGAAUGCCGAGGAGAAGGAAAAAUCUUGGGGGAUGUCCUUUUCGGAAGAUUGCAAACUCUAAGGAAGUUGUAUCCAGUGUUGCUAGUCAUGAGGAGCCAACCACUACUCUUCCUUCCAUGUAUGAGACAAAAGUUGAUCAGGAAGAACUCUUCACCAGUAUCUCAGAGAUGUUUUCUGAUCUGGAUCCUGAUGUAGUGUAUUUGAUGCUUUCUGAAUGUGAUUUCAAAGUUGAAAAUGCCAUGGAUUGUCUAUUAGAAUUAUCAGCCACUGAUGCUAAGAUAGAAGAAUCAUCUUCAAAAAGCUUCAUUGCCUCUGAUACCCAAGUAAAUGCAGUGGGAUGUGAAAUAAUGGAAAAGUGUCCUCCUGAAGAAGAGAGUGAAGAUUCAAAAAUGGAUUCAUUUUUGGACAUGCAGCUAACUGAAGACUUAGAUUCCUUAAUACAGAAUGCUUUUGAGAAAUUGAACUCUUCUCCUGAUGACCAAGCAUACUCAUUUUUUCCUUUGCAAGAUGUUAAUAAUUUUAGUGACCCGAGUGCAUUUAUACAUUCAGAAUCAAGUAGUACAACUCCCAUUCUUUCUACCCAAAAUAUGGAUUUGAGCAGUGAAAAUGUGGAGAGUUCUGCCUCUACGUUAAGUUCAAAUCCCUUAACUUCACGUUCAGUUUCAAAUGAGUCCAAAAGUUUUACAAAGGAUAACACAUUGGCAUUGAAAGAUUCUCUUCUCAGUACUUCUUUAAAUGUUACAAAUGACACCAUGGUGGAUUGUAGCAACCAAGUUCAGAAAGAGCUUUUAGAAUCUGAGGGUUUUGAGACUCAGUUCUCUCAAGCCCCUGUAGAUUUGGAUGCCAGUGAACUUCAGCCUCCUUUAAACCUUACUGUGCAAAAUCCGGGGCUUGGUUUACUAGGUACAGGUGGUGAUCAGAAGUCUGCUUCUGUCCCUGAUGUUUUUGUACCUUCUGAAGAAUUCAGUUUCCAGUCACACAGACAUACUGAACUGCCACCAAAGGGGAAGGAUAUGAAUUACUGCCCAGUACUUACCCCUCUCCCUCUACUGCUGCCUCCUCCUCCCCCUCCACCAAUGUGGAAUCCAAUGAUUCCUGCUUUUGACCUCUUUCAAGGAAAUCAUGGCUUUGUAGCUCCUGUUGUAACCACAACUGCACGCUGGAGACCUGUCAACUAUACAUUUCCACCCCCGGUUAUUUCUCAUACUUCCUCAACAAAGGCAUGGAGAAAUAAAGACGCAACCAGUGCUUAUCAGGUACAAGAAACUCCAGUUUCUCAGGUUGUAAGAAAGAAGACAUCAUCUUAUGUUGGACUAGUUCUUGUUCUUCUCAGAGGGCUUCCGGGAUCAGGAAAAUCUUUUUUAGCAAGGACUUUGCAAGAGGAUAAUCCGAGUGGAGUCAUUCUUAGUACCGAUGAUUAUUUUUACAUAAAUGGGCAAUACCAGUUUGAUGUAAAAUACUUAGGAGAAGCACAUGAAUGGAACCAGAAUCGUGCAAAAGAAGCAUUUGAGAAGAAGGUAUCUCCUAUAAUAAUAGAUAAUACAAACCUACAGGCGUGGGAAAUGAAGCCAUAUGUUGCUUUGUCUCAAAAACAUAAAUAUAAAGUCCUUUUCCGGGAACCGGAUACAUGGUGGAAAUUCAAACCAAAGGAACUUGCAAGGCGUAAUAUUCAUGGGGUAAGCAAAGAAAAAAUAACAAGAAUGUUGGAACACUAUCAACGUUUUGUUUCAGUGCCAAUAAUCAUGAGUUCUUCAGUUCCAGAGAAAAUUGAACGUAUUGAGUUAUGUGCAUAUUCUUGUGACAGAAGUACUAGCCCAAGAGACAAUGAAGAUAUUACCUCUGAAAAAGAAGAAAAUGUUUUAUCCUCAUCUUUGAAGCAUCCAGAGUUAAUUGCAGAGAAGAAACAUGACACGACCAAAGAAAAUUUGUUACCUGAGAAUGCUACAUAUCUCCCUAAUGCAGAUUUAAACAACGGAAAAAAAGAAAUAAGUGGUAUGAAUCCUAACAUUCAGAAUGUGUUCGUUCAGGAAGCUGCGGACACUUACUUUUCUGAUUCCGAAAGCAGAGUACAGGUAACAGACAAAAGUGAAAAAGAAGAACCAGUAGAAAUGGCUCCUGAAAAAGAGUGUAGUGAAACCAUUGCAGAUAGUUUUGUAGAGAGAAUAUCACCAAAUAUUUGCUAUGGUGAAAAUAAUCAAGAAGACUGUGGUAUUUCAAAUACUGUACCACUUCAAAAUGAGAAAUCUUCACCUAGUGAAAUGUUGGAAGACAGAGCAGUAGUAAAGAAAAAAGCCUUUGGAAAACCAAAAAGCAAAUCAACUUCGGAAAAGUUCCCAAGACAGGAGCUGUCUUUUGUUGGUGACUGGCCAGUUGAUAAGACUAUUGGUCAGAGGACAAAAAGGAACCGAAAAACUGAAAAAGCUUCAUCUAUACAAAGUGACAAAAAGUAUAAUUGCCCCCAGUCACAUAAAGUAUUAGAUGAUAGCUUAUCUGUGAGUAUAGAUUGUAUCCAGCCACAAAGACCUCCACUUGAAACCAUAGUGGAUGACAAGUUGCAGUGUGCUGAUGCCUCAGAAUCUUUCAGUAGCUGUGAACAUGACGCUUCUAAAAGUACCGAAAAAGACUCAUUCCACAUCGCGGGCGACCGGCCCUCAUCUGAUUCUUUAGCUCAGAGAGAGCACAGAUCAAGAAUGCCAAAGGCUAGCUCAAAUGAACCCAGCCUAGAAUUUGGAACUAACAACAGUAUGAAUGAAAUAUCUUUGUACACAGCAUGUGAGGCCUACUGGGGCACAAGCCCUGAAGAACUAAAAAUGUUGGGUAGUUCUACUCGAGGAAGUUCUGAAAUGCUGCCCAGUGAAGUGACCUGUGAGAAGACUUGUCCAAGUGAAAAGAUUCAUAGGCAACACACAAUGUCUCUUCCUUUUACUAAUAGUGUGCCAGCUGUUCCUGGAGGAGCAAGACCACAGGCUUCAGCUGAAUUUCGAGAAGAAAAGACUAAAGAAGUCCCUGGAAUAGAAGUAGGAGUGUGUACCCAGACUGAACCACAGGAUUUUGCUCUCUUAUGGAAAAUAGAAAAGAACAAAAUUAGUGUUUCAGAUUCUCUGAGAGUAUUAACAGGAAGAUUAGAUGGAUUUAAACCAAAAGCUUUCAGUGUUAACACAAAAUUAGAUGUUCAGGAAACAAUUCCAUAUAGGGUGAUGUAUGACAAAAGCACGUAUGUUGAAGAAAGUGAGCUUACCAGUGCUGAUGAAUCUGAAAAUCUUAAUAUUCUUUGUAAAUUAUUUGGAUCUUUUUCAUUAGAAGCCCUAAAAGACUUAUAUGAGAGGUGUAACAAAGAUAUUAUUUGGGCCACAAGCCUUUUAUUGGAUUCUGAAACCAAAUUAUGUGAGGAUACUGAAUUUGAGAAUAUAAAAAAGUCCUAUGAUGAAGCACAAAUUGGGCCAUUUUCUCUGGGACUGAAUUUGAAGGAAAUUAUUAGCCAAAGAGGGAGCUUAGAGGAUUCUAAUUCUUCUGUGCCAGAGUUUAGCCAUGGAAUCGGUAUCAGUAACACUAAUGUACAGUCUACCUGUAAUUCAGAAAAGGAAAACUUAGAGCAGGCAGAAAUAAGAGCUAUAACUACUGAAAAACCUGGAUUAAUAACGAGUAUAUUUCCUAAUGUAGAUGUACAGAAUAGUAAUGGAGUAUUUCCUAAUAGUCAGGCAGAACUUUCAGGUUUAUAUAAUGUUAAGCAGUUUUUUCCAGGUACUCUAAAAGCUACUGCCACUAAAAAUGUGAGUGAAGCGGAGAAGAAUCCAGAAGUCACUGAAAUUGGAGACAGUAUACAUUCUUCUGUGAAUUUGGCUGAUAUUUUAAACUCUGUAUCGGGCACUUCAAAUCUUGAAUUAUACGAAGAAACUUAUUUUACUGACUCUUUUGAAAUAAAUAAAAGUGAAAAUCUUCCAAAGGAUUAUGUGAAAUUUCCAAAGACAGAAGAAUUUAUGAAUGAAGAUGAACAGGAAAUGGAAAAAAUUCUAAUGGCAGGGAGUACUUUGUCAGCUGGAGUUACUGAAGAAGAUAAAACUGAGACUUUGAAUUCCACACCAGUGAUGGCCAAAUCUCUGACCAUAGACUGUCUGGAAUUGGCAUUACCCCCUGAACUGGCUUUUCAGCUCAAUGAAUUAUUUGGCCCUGUUGGUAUUGAUUCAGGGUCCCUAACAGUUGAAGAUUGUGUGGUUCAUAUAGAUCUGAAUCUGGCUAAAGUGAUUCAUGAAAAAUGGAAAGAAUCUGUAAUGGAGCGACAAAGACAGGAAGAGGUUUCCUGUGGCAAAUUAAUGCAAGAUCCUUCCCUGGUUGGGCAUGUUGGUCUUGAUUGUCCAGAACAAAAAUCGUCUCAGAGAACAGGCAAAAAAUUACUGAAGACUUUAGCGGCACCUGAAAUGCUACCCUUAUUGGAUCAUUGGAACACUCAAACUAAAAAAGUAUCACUCAGAGAAAUAAUGUCAGAAGAAAUUGCCUUACAGGAAAAGCAUGAUUUGAAAAGGGAGCCGCUUAUGUUUGAAAAAGAUUGUGCCACUAAACUGAAGGAGAAGCAGCUCUUUAAGAUAUUUCCAGCCAUUAACCAAAAUUUUCUGGUGGACAUUUUCAAGGACCACAACUAUUCAUUAGAACACACAGUGCAAUUUCUAAAUUGUGUUCUUGAAGGAGACCCUGUAAAAACAGUGGUAGCACAAGAGUUUGUUCACCAAAAUGAGAAUGUCACUUCUCAUACUGCACAGAAGUCUAAGGAGAAAAAGGCAAAGAAGUUGAAAGAAACUGACGAUAUACCAAGUGAACCAUCUUUCCAGGAUUUUGAGUACCCAGAGUAUGAUGACUACAGGGCAGAGGCUUUCCUGCACCAGCAGAAGAGGAUAGAAUGCUAUAGCAAGGCAAAAGAAGCUUAUCGGAUGGGGAAGAAAAACGUUGCCACGUUUUAUGCCCAGCAAGGUAGUCUCCAUGAACAGAAGAUGAAAGAAGCCAAUCACCUUGCUGCCGUGGAGAUCUUUGAGAAAGUCAAUGCCUCUCUGCUGCCACAGAAUGUUUUAGACCUCCAUGGGCUGCAUGUGGAUGAGGCUAUAGAACAUUUGACGACAGUUUUACAGCAGAAAACUGAAGAAUUUAAGCAAAGUGGUGGUAAGCCCUAUCUCUCUGUGAUUACGGGGAGAGGAAACCACAGCCAGGGAGGAGUUGCUCGCAUCAAACCAGCUGUCAUUAAAUACCUCACAAGCCAUAGCUUCAGGUUCUCUGAAAUUAAACCAGGGUGCUUGAAAGUCAUGCUAAAGUAAAAUAAACAUCUUUGACUUAAAAGUGUGAAGGCUUAUAGGUUAAAAUUAGUUUUAUUUGCAGUAAUUUAGUCAAUUUUACUGUAAAUGUGUGUAUAAUGUAUUUAUUAGAAGUAAUGUCCAGUUAUAAAACAGAAAAACAUCAUGAUGAUGUUUUACAAAAUUCAAGAGAAGUUUAAUUUUUUUUACUGAAUCAAAUGCCAAAUAUGUUGUCUAUUAAAAGUAUUAAAGUGAAUUUUUAUUGAUUACAAGAUGUCUAAGAAAAUUAUUAGCUGCAGUUUUAAAGAUCGAAAUGCUCUAAUUCUUUCUCAGACAGAAAAUGUUACCUUUAUAUUAAUUGUUGUUUGACAUUUAGUAAAUGAGAGGUAUUUAAAGUGCUUUGAGACCUGGUUCAUGCCCUCUGAAGGCCUGUAUUUAAAAAAGAAGUACUACUAGUAAUGGAAGAAAGGAGAUCUAACAAAAAUGCUUGAGUGCUUUUGGAUUUCAAAACAAUACAAAAAUAUCAUUUUGCUGUAUCCUGUAGGAAGGAAGACAUGCUGUUGCACUUUCUUCUGCUUUGUAUGUGAUCGUGAUCUCUUAUCUCUUGUUCCUUUGUUCUAUGUAUGUACAUUUUCUAUGAGUAAAGUUGGGGUCUGAGAUUAUAUUGCAGUUUUAUAGCUUCCAUAGGCAGACAAAUUUUCAGAGGAGAAAUGGUUAGAUAUCUACCAAGUGCUGCUGUCUUCUAGAACUGCUUCUAGUCUUACAGAACUGUCUGUGUAAGUAGUAUUGAAGACAGUACUAAAGAGCUGUAUUUUAUAUUUGAGGCAUGUAAUUUCUAAACUGCAGUAAGUCAAAAUCCUAUUAAAACAGGUAUAGAAAACAUUUUUGAUACAAUCAUAAAAGAAAUUCUUACAGUUUAAAAGUUUUUUACCUUUAUUUUUAAAAAGAACCAACUUUCUGAAAGGAAACUUUCAUUGACUUCUGUUUUUUGGGGAGCUAAAAAGUCCUGUUAGUAUGUCAGUUAUAAUUUCCUUUACACAAGUUUAGUGUGGUGAAGUGUAAUUUUCCAAUAUGAGACACUGGCUUAAAUAAAUUUGACUUUGGAUAUGAAGAAUAUUUUCAACAUGUAAUUUUAGCAAACAAUUGUAUUGCAUUUUGAUAAGCUUAAAAAAUUAUUUGGAUGAGGAAUGAUAUGAUUGAGCUAUUACUGAAAGAAUCCUGAAUUUUCAGAAUAGUUUCCCAAAAGAACAGACAUUUUAAUGAAAAUAAAAUUCAGAAACAUGUUUUUAUAUAUCACGAAAGCAUGCUUGUAAAAAAGAGCCAUAUCAUUGAAUUUAUGUCCACGAAAAGAAAAAUAUAUGUUUAUUACUUAGAAAUAGUGACUGGUAUUGAAGUAUUCACAUUGUUAUGUUUAUGGUAAUUUGUUAAAAAAAAGAAAAAAAUGCCAACACUUUGGCAUAUGUUUUUUGUGAUGUCUAGAAGAGUUGUAUACAUUAAAAAUAAAACAAUUCCUUUCAACAAUUUAUUAUGAAACUACAACUGUUAGUGAAAUAAAAUCUUUCUAUGUAUAAAUUGAUACGAUUUAAGAAAUGUGAAUAACAGUACUAAAACCAAGAAUUAUUUGAGUAUAUGCAGCUGAAUACUCAUUUUCUGUGUUUUUACAUUUCCUCACCGAGUUUUAAAAAAACAUCGCUUUUGAACACUUCAGCUAGACUUAUUUCAAUAUUAUUUGUUAUAAUUAUGAUUAAUGUGGGAGCAGUCAAAAUAACAAGAGGUGAGGUAUUUUGUGGGCAGAAACCAAAUGAAAGAAUCUAUGUUUUGUACUGUAUCAACUCUAAUUUUAUGUUUAUUUUGGUAAAUCUAGGGUAUUCUUUUUUUUUAGUGAAUUAUGCUUUCCCCUGAAAAUUUUUUAAUCACCUUUUUCAAGAUACAGUUUACAUACACAAUAAAAUUCACUAAUGUUAAGUUCAUGGUUAGAUGAGUUGAAAAAUGCAUACACUUGUAUAACCACUACCAAAAUCAACCUAGAGAACAUUUACAUCACCCCAAAACAUUCUCUCCUGUACCUUUUCACUCAUACGUCUACUUUCAGCUCUAGGCAACCACUAUAUCUAAUCACCAUAGAUUAACUUUACCUUUUUUAGAAUUCCCUUUAAGUGGAAGCAUAGGAUGCACAGUCUUUUGUGUCCAGCUUCUUUUACUUGGCCUAUUUUUGAGAUGCAUCCAUAUAUGAAUCAGUAGCUUCUUCCUGUUUAUUGUUAGGUAGUACUCAAUUUUAUGGAUAUACCAAAAUAUGUUUACCUAUUCACUUAUUAAUAGAUAUUUGGGGUACUUCAAGUUUACCAUUGCAAUUAAACCCUCUGUGAACAUGCAUGUAUAGUUCUUCAUGUGGGUACAAGGUUUCGUUUGUCUUGAGUGAAUACCUAGUAGUGGAAUUGCUGUAUCAUCUGUUUAAUUUUGUGAAAAACUGCCAAAUUAUUUUCUUAAGUAGUUGUACCAUUUCAUGCUUCCAGAAAUGUGUGAGAGUUCCAGAUGCUCCACAUCCUUCAUGAUUAUCAACAUUUUUUUUCCUCUGAUCUUUAUUGGAAUAUAAUUAUUUUACAGUGUUGUGCUGUUUCCACUGUACAACAAAGUGAAUCAGCUCUAUUUACACAUAUAUCCCCAUAUACCCUCCCUCUUGUGCCUCCCUCCCCUCCUCCCUAUCCCACCCCUCUAGGUCAUCACCAAGCAUUGAGUUGAUCUCCCUGUGUUAUGCAGCUGCUUCCCACUAGCUAUUUAUUUUAUAUUUGGUAGUAUAUAUAUGUCUAUGCUACUCUCUCACUUUGUCCUGGCACCCCCCCCCCCGCCCUCAGAAAAAAAAAAACAAACAUUGUCUACAUCUGCGUCUUUAUUCUUGUCCUGCUAGGGUAUUUCUUCUUAAUCACCGUUCAUAAAUAUAUAGGCAAAUUUUGAGCAUCAUAAAUGUUUUUAUGAAGUUGUUUAGUACCAAACUGCCUCUUACCCCACUAUCUAGCAUAAUUUAAGCAACACAUACUUAUGAAAGAAAAUUUGCCCCAUCUUGUCUAUUUCUAAAUCCUAUAUGCCAGAGAUAUACAGAGUUUGAGGAUUAUAUUUUUCUCUUUUGCCCAUUUCUAAAUCCUGUGUGUCAAAACUAACGAUAAUGUGGGGAUUAUCAAAGUUUUCAUGUAUGUGUUGGUAUAUUUGUGCUAAUAAAUGACUUAUUAGAAUGGAUUUUUGCAAAGCUAUUAAUAUUUUAGAAGUGUAACACUUCUGUAAUUUGGAAGAGUUUAGUAACAGUUAUAUUCUUUCAAUAGUCUCUUACCAGUAUCUACCAGGGAAAAAAGAGAACUAAUGUGGAAACCACAGGGAAAGUAGACUUGGACUGAGGGGACUCUUAAUAGUAUUUUCAACUAUUCAUUUCCUUCCUUCAACAUGGAGAAAUGGAAGCAUUGUUGUGUUACAUUUAUUGGCUGUUCAUAUAGCUCUAUAUUAUUUUCAAGUUAAGGUUUCUUCAAUUUAUUAAUGCUUUAAUACUGCUUGCAAUCCUCUGGCCUUUAAAUGUAGGACAUAUUGUAAAGUAAAAUCCUGACUUUUAAAGUGUCUGUGUAUUAUAACACAUUUUGAGAAGAAAAGCUAAAUAAUUCUGUUGGAUUGUUGCCAAUCUUUUAUUUUGGUCUUUUUCUUUUUAAAUUCAAGUGUUUUGUAUGCUUAGAAAAAGGACAUGUAUAAUAGCAAGAUUGGUUAUUUGGUUAUUUCUGAGAUGGAAAUUAGAAACUUUGAAACUCAGGAAAUUGCUCUGACAAUGUUUUAACUGCUCUCAAUUUAAGAAAAUGACAAAAUGUAUAAAAAAGACACAGAAACAAUGUGUGCUGUUUUUUCCAAGUGUUUUUUCCAAGUGCUUUUCCAUUGUGCAAUAGAGGUGAAGUUUGAUAAUUUUUCUGUGUAGUGGUUAAAUAUUGCUUAUUUUUAUUUACAUGGUAAAGAAAACAGAUUUAAGUGUUUGUGUGGCCAAAAAAAAUUGUCAUUUAAAAGAUAAAGUAAGUUUAUGUAGAAUGUAUGUUAAUGGUGCUUAUUUUUAAAAUGUAAUUCAAGUUUACAGUGUUACUUAAUGUCUCUUGGCAGAAUUUAUUAGAGAAAUAAGGCUAGAAUACAUCUACAUCCCGAAGAGCUUUUGAUAACUUCACAUUAUAUGAUGACAAAUUUUAUUUUCUUUAAAGUUGAGCAAUUGACUUUUAUGGUCCAAAUGAUGAACCCGUUAUUAACAAAUGACUGAAUUAACCAUUCUCAUUACAAUAUAAUAUUGCAGCUGUCACUUGGUGAAUAUAUUAUACAAUUUUCAGACAGUAUGUCAGAAAAAAAAUGCUUUUAUUUGUACUAUAAAGAAAAUGUAAUUUUGCUGUUAACUCUGUACUUUUUUAUUGAAAAUGUUUUAUAACUUUGCUUUUAAAAUUUCUUAUGAAACCAUUUGCAAAUUGCAUACUUAAUUUAAUAAAAUACUUUAACCACUGUCCAGUAUGAGGAUAUCCUUCAUUUGAUGUGGUAGGGUUAGUGGUUUAAAUAUUAAAAUAUAUUUUUAUAUGUAACUUUGUAAUUUCAAGGGAAAAGGAUAAAAAAAUUUUCAUU